Messenger RNA from Aspergillus japonicus CBS 114.51, 1015 nucleotides. RefSeq names its product DUF5572 domain-containing protein. The transcript is spliced from 2 exons. NCBI's taxonomy places the organism in Eukaryota, Fungi, Ascomycota, Eurotiomycetes, Eurotiales, Aspergillaceae. The record is from RefSeq and is a predicted model, not a curated record. Bases 231 to 824 code for a protein of 197 amino acids.
ACAAGCUACCAAGUGCUGUGGCCUUGAUUCGAUUAUUGGAUUUCGUAGUGGUUGCGGAAUAGACAGACCUCGGCUAGUCUUGUAUUCUACUCCGUACCGCUUGUCACAAAACCCAGAUUCACAUGCCGCAGUUCCGCUUGUCUUGACGCUUCAAUUGACAAGCAUCCGAUACAUCACCUUUGACAUUAGCUCAUGUCCGAUAUAGUACGCAUUGGCUCCUCAAUACGGUCAUGAAUCCCACGCGUACACCUGCUGUGUGGGAGGCUUCAAUCCAGUCUUCAGGCAAAGAGGCAGUUCCUCCGCCUGGAGUCGAGCAGGAGAAGUGGGACACUGAGCUCUUUGAAAGACUCAGUUCCUAUCCAUUCGAGGACGAUCAUGAGUUUGCACACGGGCUCUCGAUAAUUCUCGGGCACCCUGAGAUACCAGCGUCAAGGGCGGAGAUUGACCGGAACGAUGACGUUACGUUACAGGCUAAAUGUUUCUACUUCUCGAGAAAAGAGAAACUCCCGACUCCCGUGAACGUCGGAAAUUAUCAACUAUGGUUACAAGCCAGACCAGUAGCAGCUGAAGCUGCUGGUCCUGUAAACCAGCAGCAACUCAACAAUGUGGUAUCUGAAGACCAUGCAAAUGCGCCGUUGAAGCAAGCAGAACCCGCGUAUCCCUCCUCAUUCGCUCAUAUAGUCGAACUCAUUACGACCGGGCAACCCAUACCUGGAAUUCAGCAGAUCCCAGACACUAUACUUGCUGGCCAAGAUACUCCAAGUGCCAGGUCGAGGAGACGGAAGCCGUGGGAGCUGGAAAGCGGCGAGCAUGUUAGCAGAUGAAUGCCGACUACGGGCUGGUUUUCAAAACCGUACUCAACCAGCCAAGUUGAUUCCUUGCCUUUAGUGGAUGACCGAUUGGGCCCUCAUCAGUAUGUGAGAUCAGUAGUCCGAUAUGUCAUAUUAGUUCAUAGGUAACAAUAAGAGCUUCUGCAAAGUAGGUAGUAAAGUGGCAAUAAUUCAUGAUUUGUCGU